AAUAUAGUCUGUGGUUUCUGGUCGUUGGUGCAAGUGGAGUGCGUUGCGUUUCCUAAAUAGUUUUUUUGUGAUUUAUUUCCUAUUUACUCUAAUGUUAAUAAUAUUACUCGUUUGUGAGAUUCUACUCUGAAGUGGCCAAAGUUAACCACUUUGGAGAAGCUUGAAUAAAUGCCGCUCUACGCUGAAUAUGGCCGACGAAAGACUAGUGGUGCUGAAUCGCAGUGAUAAUUUAGGUUUCGGCUUCUCCUUGCUCGGUGAAGCCGGUUUGCCACACAUCAUUUACGAUAUCGAAGAAAAUUCCCCAGCAGCUCGAAGUGGCGAGGUCGAGGCGGGAGACGUAUUGCUCAAGGUUAAUGGAACUGACGUGAACCGGUUCACGACCAAAGAAGUACUGAAAUGUUUGCGACUAUCGACCGAUCCUGUUACUUUAAGACUAAGAAAGGACCCACAGGUUAAAGCCAGUAUAAAGAGAUAUCUAGCUACUCGAAAAAAUGACAAGUCUGGGUCGUCGCCUCCGUCGAGUAACUCCAACAGUACGCACAGCAACAGUAACUCUAAGAGCAGCAAGUCCAGCAACGGGUCAAGAGUUUCUGGCGAGAGCUGCGAGGCUCUGCUGACUGAAGACCGCGUGCCAGAGCUAUCAACAGUCGAGCGUCGCCCGCGCGCCAACCAGCCCAAGUUCGAGGCGUACAUGAUGACGGGCGACCUCAUCCUCAACCUGUCGCGGGUGGAGCACGCGCACCACAACCUGUAUGCGCCCGCGCACCGCACGCACUAUCACAGAUACAACUCAACGCCAGCAUCACCCAGUGAGACCCGCGUGGCGGCACGCGCGGAGCUGGCGCAGCGACACAACUCCUCCCCGGACACCGGCCUCAUCGGCAACCAUGUCUCCAAACUGUUCAACUCCCAGCCGGCGUCGCCGGGCAGCGCGUCCGUGGAGACCACUUCGAGGGUGUCCCACUCGGUGCGUACCUCACGCUCUGAAGACCACUUGCAGAAGGGCUCCUCGCUCAGCGCAGUUGCAGUGGAGAUGGAAGACGACGUGACGUCAUCGCUCAACACGCUAUUGGACGCUCGGCCCGACUCGGCCACGCCCAGCGGGCCGCGGAGCGAAUCAGACGCCGAGAGAGAUAGGAUCGUGUGGACGUACAACGCGCCCGUAUCCUGUGCAUCAGAGCGCACGCAGUGCAACGGAUCGAGCACGCACUCCAACUCCACCUCCAUAUCCGACGGCAUGUCGCAAAGCGGUCGCUCGUCGUCGCCCGCGUCGCCGACGUCGGUGUCGUCGUCGGUGAUGUCGUCGCGCGCCACGCCGCCGCAGCCGCGCCCCGCGCCGCCGCCGCGGCCUAACAACGGCGACAUGAGUCUCUCGGAAGCCGUCUCCAACAUAUCUAGUCCCGACUACCAAGACCAGGACGACAUCUUCGACACCGGCCGAGAAUGUCCCCGAAUGGAGCUAUCAGAUCCAAGCGAUUCAGACUCCACAAUACUAGUCUCUGAGCCCUGCCACAAGCGGGUCAAGUCCAACUCCUCAUACUCAAACGGCCAUGGCAGUGACGUCACGCUAAAUGGAGAUAACAACGACUAUAGAAUAGUGAUACAAGUGAAGGGCCCGGAUAAGUUGAAUGCGGAUGGCGCAAAUAGUAAUAGUAAUUACGCGAACGGUAGUAAUCACAACUCGCCCGAGAAUCAGGGUUAUCAGGAGCUCUGCAGCAACUCGGACCAAGGCUCGGACGAGGGCUCGGACGGCGACUCGCUGCACUCGUUCCACUACAGCCCGAAAGCUGUAGACAUCCCGUCGGCGGAGCGGUUAGCCAAGCGGUUGUACCACCUCGACGGGUUCAAGAAGAGUGAUGUGUCGCGGCAUUUGAGCAAAAACAACGAGUUCUCCCGCGCCGUAGCCGAAGAGUACGUCAAACACUUCGACUUCUCCGGUUCCACCCUCGACGCGGCGCUCCGGACAUUCCUCUCGCGGUUCGCUCUGAGCGGAGAGACGCAGGAGAGAGAGCGUGUGCUGGUGCACUUCUCUAGGCGGUACCUGGAGUGCAGCCCGAGCUCGUUCAACUCACAGGACGCGGUGCACACGUUAACCUGCGCAAUUAUGCUGCUGAACACGGACCUACACGGCGCAGGCAACGCCACCUUCCGGCGGAUGACCUGCGCAGAGUUCAUAGACAACCUGGCCGAGCUGAACGACGGAGAGAACUUCCCGCGCGACGUGUUGAAACAGCUCUACCACGCGAUACGAGCCGCGCCGCUGCAGUGGGCCACAGACACAGACACGCCAGCGCCAGCAGAAGGCGAGGGCUCAACGGCAACCCUAGUCGGCGGGAAUCCGUUCCUGGACGCGCCGGACCAGAGCCGCGCGCUCGAGUACAAGAAGGGCUACGUCAUGAGGAAGUGCUGCCACGACGUUAAUGGGAAGAAGACUCCAUUCGGCCGCCGCGGCUGGAAGAUGUUCUACUGCACGCUGCGGGACCUGGUCCUGUAUCUACACAAGGACGAGCACGGCUUCCGACGGAGUCAGAUGUCCGACAACCUGCACAACGCUAUAAGGAUCCACCACGCGCUGGCGACCAAGGCCACGGACUACACGAAGAAACAGCACGUGUUUCGAUUGCAGACCUCCGACCAGGCCGAGUAUCUGUUCCAGACUAGCGACUCCAAAGAGCUAUGCUCCUGGGUAGAGACAAUUAACUUCGUUUGCGGCGCGUACUCGGCGCCCCCGCUGGCCGGCGCCGUCGGCUCGCAGCGCAAGUUCCAGCGACCGCUGUUGCCCUGCACGCACUCCAAGCUCAACAUGAGGGAGCAGCUACAAGCUCACGAGGAGCGGGCGGCGCGUCUGGAAGAAGAACUGAACGCGAUGCGACACGCGCGGGACACCUCGCCGCACGCCAGAGACAAGGAGGCCUACCUUAUAUACGAGAUAAAGCGCUACCGCACCUACGUGCAAGUGAUGCGGGGCCGAGCCGCCGGCGCCACCGCCGACGAGGCCGCGCCCGCCCUCCCCGCGCGCCCCGCGCCCGCCCCCGCCUGACACCCGCUCUGCGCCGCCUGCUAGAUAGCAAUAACCCUUACUGUAGCGAGAUAAAUGUCAGUUCACUGUGCACUGCAACCCGCAAGCCUCGCCUGCUGGAUAGCAAUAACCCUUAUAUUUAGCGAGAUGCAUAUAGCAUGCAGAUUUGAUCACGUACGCGGGAUUGCCCCGGUGAUACGUAUGACAGAAACGAAUUAUGCGGGAAAAUGGCGGCCAUCCUGCGUGCGUGAUGAAAUCCGUAUGCUGUUAAAAACAGCCUUACUGUGCACUCCAACCCGCCGCGCCCGCCUCGCCUGCCAGAUAGAUUCCUCAGCAAUAACCCUUUAUAUGUAGCGAGAUAAAUUUAUGUCAGUUCACUGUGCACUCCAACCCGCAAGCCUCGCCUGCUAGAUAGACUCCUGAGCAAUAAUCCUCAACUCUAGUGAGAGAGUGCACAGUAAACUGACAUAGUUUACAGUGCACGCCCGCCAAGGCUGUUAGAUAGACACAUAGACACCUCAGCAAUAACCCUUAUAUGUAGCGAGAUAUGUCAGUUUACUGUGCACCCGCACCCGCCAUCGCGUGUUAAAUAGACUCCUCAGCCAUAACCCUUAUAUUGUUAUGUAGCGAGAUAAAUUUCAGUUUACUGUGCACCCGAUCCCGCAUGCUAAGAUACCGACUAUACAGCAGUAACCCCUACCUAACUAGAGCGAGAACGCUCGGCUUUUAAAAUUCUAUGUUUCAAUGUUCUGUACUAUAAUAUCUGUAGGUAUUUAUCCAAUUGCUUGCAGACUUUAUUGCCUACCCUGUAAUAGUCAUGAACAUCAUAUCCAAUCAAGGCUACAAUAGUAAUUAACUAGUGAUUCACCAAUAUGUUACAGACUAACCUUCACUAUUUUUCGCUUAUCCGCAAUAUACUUAAUUUUUAAACACACAAAUAACAAAGCUAUCCGUAUCAUUCGUGUUUGAAUUUUAUAAGCAUUGAAUGAUACUUACUUUCCCUAAAAAGGCUGCUGUAAUAGUCGAGCUUGAAACAGGAAAACUCUAUUAAAAUACAAUAACUUGAACUAACUAAUGACUCGUAUAUUGCCAUUGAUUUCUGUUUAAUUUAUUGUUAAGAGUAUAAAAAGGUAUGUUACGCUCUCUUUUAAAGAUGCAGCACGUCUUAAUUUAAAAUUGUACACUAACCUACUUAUUAUAAGUAAGUAUUCAUUUAUAUCGACGUGUCUAAUUAAAACUUGUAAGUAAUUAAGUUUCAUACACAUAAAAAGAGACUGAAAUUGCUGAACAUUCCAUGUUUCAUGAUUUGACAAUCACAAAAUGCGGCGUUAGUUAUAUGAUAGGUAACGCUUUAAUAAAUAAAAAAGAUUUUGGUUUCUACAUGAUUAAUGCCAAUCUAGUCUGGUCUUCCUUACAGAAUGAAGUUCCGUUUCAUAUAGGUACAUGCAGUAUGUUUAUUUCACUAAAUGUACAUUAGAUUCUGCUCGGAAUAUAAUUAUGCCCCAAAGGAAGAUACUCAUACAGUUUUGUAAAUAAAUUUACUUGUUUAUUUCAGUCAAUAACUUCGGAAUUGUAACUAGAUAACGCUUGAAAAUACUCUUUAAGAUACUUUAGCUCAAGUAUUUAAAAAGAUACAGAGAGAAAAUCCCGUAAAAAAGAAAUUUUAUGGUAACAAUUAAUAGAUAAAUAGACAUUAUGCUUAAAUUAAAAUGUAAAGGAGAUUAGGUAGUUACGGAAAUAAAGAUUCCCGAAGCAAGGCUAUUUAAUAAUUAUAAUAAUUUAUACUUUACAAUGUCCGUAACGAUCCGACCUGUAACAAAUCGAAACUACCUUCGAAAAUAGUGGCGACAAACUUGUCAAUUUCAAGUCAAUGGCCUGAUAAAGAAAUGUUUGGUUACGAUUUUAUUUUCAAUAUUUCUAUGGGUUAAUUGCUUAGAUGUAUUAAGUGCAUAGGGGACUAGGAAACAUAUAGAGUUCAUGUUUAAAGCCUUGUAAUAUAGUGAUACACUUGUAACCUUGUGGACAAGAAUAUUUUGAAUAUGAUUCUAUGCAGCUGAUACAUAAAAUUUAAUGGUAUCCAUCCAUACACGCCGCUUGAAGCUUUAGUCAAAUACAUAAUGAUAAUGAUGGGUCUAUGAUAAUAUAAAUAAUAUUGUUUAACCAGAAAUAAGGAUAAAAUAAAAUUUUAUAAGCGAUUUGGAAACAAACAUUACAUUGACAACUACAUCAUUUACAUCUAUGUAAAUAAAUUUUAAAGUUGUGAGACUGAUAAGCGAAGUUAUUUAUUUCUUUUGUAAUUCAACCAGUGUCAAAUUUUAGACAACAAUAAUAAUAAAAUCAUAGGAUCUCAAAUAUAACUGUACAAUAGUUGUAUGAUUGUUUGGAUUGAGGUGAUCCCGGAAUCUUUGAAAUGCUGUAAAUCAAGUGUGAGUGGAAUGUGUUGAUGUUAAAAGAGCUUUAUUUGUUGUUAUAUUUUCAUUGUAUUUUUAAAUUGCUUUAAAUUUAGGUAAUCUCAUUUGUAUAUAUUGCAUAGUGUUCAGUUUGAAUUCAAGUCAUACUGAUUGACAAAAGCUUUUUGUAUUAUUUUUAAUUACUUAUUAAAAAUACAUAUUAUAUAAUAAUCAUUGUAAAUAUUAUAUUUUUAUGGCUUCUUUUCAUGAACGGUUUAUUUUUAUAUUGUUUACUCAAAUGUUGCUUCAAUUUUAUUCAAAGUAAAAAUAGAUUUUACUUACUUAUUGAUAUAAAAAAAUAUAAUACAAUUAAAUAUACAUAAAAAACUACCUGUCCUGGCUGCUGGCACCUUUAUCGUCUUAGAUAAACGUCACUAUAUCGCUAUGUGCCUUACACACGAAGAUGUGAUUGGUGGGACGUACAUUAAACAAGUAAUAUAAUCUAUGUCGAUAAAGAUGGCGUGUUCCCCGGUCUGUAAUUAGUUAUAGUAAUAUUGUAAACACCCCUCACAAGUUGUCAAGACUAUUAGAAACAUCAUUUUAAAAGCCAAAUAUUCAUCAUAAAACUUUACUAUCACAAGGAUAUUUAAGUGACUUAUGUACUAUUUAAAAUAGAUAUUUAGAUAAAAAGUAUUAUAAAUCCUCUAUUAAUAAGUUUACGGAAUUAAAUGUUUGGCUGUGUCAGAAAGUAAGAAUUUAUCAACACUGCAAGUAAUAAUUAUGUUAUUCCUUCAGUAUCAAUAAAUUCGAAAACUAAUUCUUUGUUACAGUUGUGUUCUAAAGCUCAGCUUUCAGUUUUGAAUAUCUACAAAUUAUAUAAAAAGCUUUUAUAAACGAGUACAUUCAUAAUGUAAUGAUUAUUCUGCUUUUCCAUAUGUAUGAGAGGUGUGGUGUGAAAAUACAUAAUAUUAAAGGUCCUAAGGAUAUAGAUUCAUCGAUUACCUAGCCAAGUACAUAAUAUAAAUUUGUAAGUAUUUAAAAGUUUAGUGUUAUGAUGAUAGCUUUAGUUUUUUUCUUUUGUACCAAUCAUAACCCUUUGAAGAGCUGAAUAAAUAUUGCAAAAUUA
This is a messenger RNA of Plutella xylostella (diamondback moth), 6535 nucleotides long. Lineage: Eukaryota; Metazoa; Arthropoda; Insecta; Lepidoptera; Plutellidae. The record is from RefSeq and is a predicted model, not a curated record.